AUGUGGUCUGGUGAAUUCAUGGUGAAGCUGACAACCAUGCCGCCGCGCCCUCUCGCUGCCCUGCGCCAUCACCACCGCCGACUUCUGCCUCUCGCGCUCUCGUCGCUCCAAAGUCACGUUCAAGCUACAGCCGCCGCUCCGCAUCUCUCGCUGAGAGCUCUUAUUCCGCUGCAUCCCGUCCCGGCCUUACCGAGCGGCGUCGCGCACAUGCUUGAAACUGGAGUCGCGGCCACGUUGCUCGAACCGCAUAUCGUGUCGCCAUUCCACGCCGUACAAUCGCGCCUCGCUCUGUCUCCCUCGCCGCAACUCCUCGCUCAGCCGCAGCCGUGGCGCCGUGACGAGCCACCGCGCUGCCCGCCGCGUCACCCCUUGCCUCCUCUUGCGGCCUCGCCCCUCGUAGGCAGUGCGAGUGGACGGCUGCGAUCGGUGGCUGCGGGCGAGAGCCGUGUGAUCGCGCGUAGUCGCACGAGGAGCUUCGCCCGCAGCAGUGCCGGCGGCACUGACCAACGGAGUGGCGGACAGAACAGCGAGGCGCGAUUGGAAGGCGAAAGCUGGGGUGGUAACCACACGGAGCGAGGUGGCAAGGCGAAGGCGCAUGCGAUGGAGGAGUACCUGCGGCGGUUUGUGGACUACGAGCAGCAAGGCGUGCCCAACGGUGCUGCUGCCGCUGCUGACGCCGCGGCCAAGGCGGGUGCAGGCCUGGCGGAGGGCGGUGCGCGUGCGGGCGAGCAGAGGAGGGCAGGCGAGGAGCGGUUCGACCUGCAGCGCAUGCAGCGGCUGAUGGGCGCCCUAGGGUCGCCCGUGUCGCAGUACAAGGUGGUGCAUGUGGCGGGCACCAAGGGCAAGGGCUCCACCGUGCAUUUCAUUGCCAGCAUUCUGCGUGCGGCAGGCCUGGCUGUGGGCACGUACACCAGUCCGCACGUGGUGAGGCUGAACGAGCGCAUCGUGGGCCCCACGGGGCAGCCGGCCAGCGAUGCACAGCUGGCGGCACUGGUGGCACGCCAUGGCAGCACAGUGGACGCCGUGUGGCACGACGAGAAGCGCCGGGGGGGGGUGCUCUCACACUUUGAGUUCCUCACCCAUGACUGUCCCUCUCCACUCCACCCUCCUUUGCCACUCACUCCUCAAAUCGCGCACGCCUGUAACUCGCUGCGCGUCCCCCCUGUGCGUGUGCGGUGGCAGGUGCUGACGGCGCUGGCGUUCACGUUCUUCGCGCAGCAGAGGGUGCAAGUGGCCGUCGUGGAGGUGGGGCUGGGCGGGGUGUGUGACGCCACGAACGUGAUCCCAGCGGGCAGCCUGGCAGCGGCCGUGAUCACGGGCAUUGGCAUGGACCACGUGGGCGCACUGGGGGGGUCGCUGCACAGCAUCGUGCGCGCCAAGGCCGGCAUCAUGCACGCCUCCACCCCGGUGGUGAUCGCCCCCCAGCCGCACCCCACGGUCCUCCCACAGCUGCUCUCACUCGCCCAACGCCUGCACUGCCCCACCGUGCUUGUUGCUGCGCCUCACAGCAGCGCCAGCAGUGCCAGCAGCAGGCAGGGCAGCACCGUGCUGCGUGGUGCCGCCAGUAGCAGCACGUCGGCUGAGCUGCCCCCUCCUUGUGCUGGCCAGGGCAGGGCGGGCGAAUGCAGUGAGAGCAGGCAGGGGGCGCACGGGGCAAUUGGCCCUGCACACGCGGAGGGGAUGACGGCAGAGGGGGGACAGUGGGGGGACGGCAGUGGGGCAUGGGCGGCACAGGGAGGGGUGCAGGCAGGCGUGGAGUGGUGGGAGAAAGGUGUGGUCAUGGUUGCCCACAGCACAGAGGGCGAGCAGGAGGGGCGUGAGAGCGAGAGUGGUGGGCGGCGCAUUGUAUCGGUGGUUGACUUUGCCGUGGACAUGGCAGCACUCUCUUGCCAGCCCCACGCCUGCAAGUGUUGCCAUCAUUGUAUCGGCCCUGCCCCCACGUGCCGCCCGUCGUCCCGUGCACGAGAGCAGGAGCAGCUGAGGGGCGUGCAUGUGGGCAUGGUGGGUGCGCACCAGGCGGCCAACGCCGCCACAGCGGUGGGUGUGGCGCUGCUGCUGCGCCACACACUGGGCGCCAUGGGCAGCGCCAUCACACCCACCGCUGUGCGCCACGGGCUGCUGUGCGCCCCGCUGCCAGGCCGCUUCCAGGUGCUGCGACCGGCGCAGGUGCGCUCACUCAGACGCACUGUGCUGGGGGGCACAGGAGCCCUCCCCUUGCACUCCCUGCCCUUGCACUCCCUGCCCUUGCACUCCCUCCCCUUGCACUCCCUCCCCUUGCACGCGCUGAUGACUCCGCAUCUACAUCCUUCCGGCCUUGUCCCAAUGCAAUGCGCUGCUACUCCCCCACGGGCCCCAUGCAUGGGUGCAGCGCACACGGGUGACUCUGCGGCAGCACUGGCCAGCACGCUGCUGCAAGUCUUUGGCGCGCCUGCCACCGACCCCGAGCUCUCUGCUGCUGGGCAAGCCAGCGCCAGAGAGUGUGGGGAUGCAGGAGUUGGCCAGGGCGAGGCCGGGGUGAAUGGUGGUGCCACGGGAAGGAGCAGUGCGGAUGUGGGUGUGCAGUAUGUGUUUGUGGUUGCCAUGGCAGCUGACAAGCAACACCACGACUUCUGCUCUGCGCUCUUCUCAGCCAUCCCGCCAGCAGCAGUGGUGUGCACGGCAGUGCCCAUCGCAGCGGCAUCGCAGCGGGCCAUGGCCCCCGCCGCACUGCGCUCCAUUGCACAGGCCCACCUGCCAUCCACGCCUUCUCCCCCCGGGGACCGCGCACUGCCACGCGUCUCUGCGCUGCCUGACCUGCGCUCUGCGCUCGCAGCCACCCUUGCCUGGUCCUCCACAGGGCUGCCUGUCCGCCUCGGCAGCUCGCCUGAGAGGGAGUGGCUGUGCCCAGGGGAACAAGAUCGAGAAUGCAACACACAGGGGGCUUGGGGAGUUAGUGAGCUAAAAGGAAAGCGCUCUGCGGGUAGACGGAGGAGGGAAAGAGUGGUGGUAUGCGUUACAGGGUCGUUGCAUGCAGUGGGUGCUACUUUGGGCCUACUACACACUUGA
Molecule: messenger RNA, 3045 nt
Organism: Closterium sp. NIES-65
Lineage: Eukaryota; Viridiplantae; Streptophyta; Zygnematophyceae; Desmidiales; Closteriaceae
Source: the annotation of a GenBank genome assembly